Coregonus sp. 'balchen' is the source of this 1657-nucleotide messenger RNA. The record is from the annotation of a GenBank genome assembly. Lineage: Eukaryota; Metazoa; Chordata; Actinopteri; Salmoniformes; Salmonidae.
AUGUUGACAAAUCUCUCUUUCUCUCUCUCUCUCUACUUCUCAGACCCCUCAUAUGAUGCUGUACGACGGACUGGAUGGUCGAACAACAUGCACAGUGGGAAAGGUAAGCAUGCUUUUUGCUUUACUGAGUCGGAGAAAGACUUGUAGCCAAACCACACAAGGAAUUAGGAUAUGGUCCUACCCAUCACGCAUCAUCACAUACAUUCUUCCCUAGCUCAUAGUGAUACGUGUGAGAGCCCACACUCAACCUAAGCACGCAAGGCAGACCACCAAUGAUUAAAUCCUCAGUCGUCAACCCUGAAAUCUGUGAACUUUAAGCACUUACCCUAGCCACCAGUUAUUGGGCUGUUUUCUUUGGAAUGGGGCUGAAGUGCCAUUAAGAUGUGUACCGUGAUUUAUCCAUGACCGCCCAACUGGCUUUCCUCCCUCCUGUUUCUUUCCUUCUUUCCCUUCCUAACUUCUCCCUCUUCAGGCUCACCUGUGGUCACACAGAACGUGUCCAAAUCCACUGAACAGCCCAGACCUCAGCCAGGUAAUGUAUUUCACCCUGCUCAUUCCUUCCAUCAUGUGUGUGCAUUCCACCUAAGACAGCCACGGUGGGUUACACCCAUCUGGAUGAGUAUCAGCCUAAUGUAUAGUGAUAGUUACAGACUAACAGACCCCUCUCUCUCUCUCUCCACAGAUCCUUACCAGAUCCUGGGGCCCACCAGCAGUCGACUGGCCAACCCAGGUAGGUUCAGGAGGAUGUAUGAGACCAAUCAUAUAUCAGAUGUAAACUACAUUCUCAACCUACAUUGCUUCAUUAUGGCCCUGGUAGAUUUCUCUGUAAAAUAGUCACAGAAUUUUUUUUAUCUGCUGAGAAUUGUGCACAUUGGCAUUCUACUUUACUGCAGUAUUCAGUAAGUACAUAAUGAGUUAUGGGUCUUUGAUCAAUGGACUGUUAGUUGUUCAGGGAUAGAACAGCUGUUGAUUUGACCUGUGUGUGUGUGUCUGUGUGUGUGUGUGUGUUUGUGUCUGUGUGUGUGUGUGUGUGUGUGUGUGUGUGUCUGUGUGUGUGUGUGUGUGUGUGUGUGUGUGUGUGUGUGUGUGUGUGUGUGUGUGUGUGUGUGUGUGUGUUUCCUGGUCAGGUUCAGGACAGAUCCAGCUGUGGCAGUUCCUGCUGGAGCUCCUGUCAGACAGCGCCAAUGCCGGCUGCAUCACUUGGGAGGGCACCAACGGAGAGUUCAAGAUGACGGACCCGGACGAGGUGGCGCGUCGCUGGGGCGAGAGGAAGAGCAAGCCCAACAUGAACUACGACAAGCUGAGCCGCGCCCUGCGCUACUACUAUGACAAGAACAUCAUGACCAAGGUGCACGGCAAGCGCUACGCCUACAAGUUUGACUUCCACGGUAUCGCCCAGGCCCUGCAGCCCCACCCCACCGAGUCCUCCAUGUACAAGUACCCCUCGGACCUGGCAUACGUGCCCUCCUACCAUGCCCACCAGCAGAAGGUCAACUUCGUGUCCCCACACCCUCCCUCCAUGCCCGUCACCUCUUCUAACUUCUUUGGACCCACCGCUCCGUACUGGAGCUCCCCUACAGGGGGCAUCUACCCCAACCACAGCGUCCCCCGCCACCCCAACUCCCACGUGCCCUCCCACCUGGGCAGUUACUACUAA